This is a messenger RNA of Spodoptera exigua (beet armyworm), 3474 nucleotides long. The record is from the annotation of a GenBank genome assembly. Lineage: Eukaryota; Metazoa; Arthropoda; Insecta; Lepidoptera; Noctuidae.
UUUGUCUCUCUUGUUUGCUAAUGUCAUUCAUUGCUGUCAUUGAUUGUGAAAGGUUUUAUUUUGUGUUAAUUUUGUAAGGAAAGGAAAUAUUUGUGCUUUACACUACUCUUAGCUGCUAAAUGUUUGCUGAUGUUAUUGUAAUAUAUAAAGUUUAGAAUGGGUAGCAGAAAAGAAAACCUGAAGAAAUCGCUGGGAAUACCUGAAUAUCCGUGGAGUUCAGAUGAUGAAGAUACUCCAUCACAAUCUCUGCAAGUGUUGCGGAGACAAUCAGAUGAACCUCGGCCCAGUGUGGCUGACAUGCCUGGCACUAGCAGUGGAAAUGUUACACAACAAGCGCCUCACUCACCUGCAACAGCGCGGAAGCAACAAGCUAAACUAGACCAUGCCCUGUUCUGGUCUAUCAUCAACAACACGCCCAGACCUUCAAAUGCUGGCGCCGCUCGUCCCAGGUUAGCGUGUGACAUGCCUGUGACGUACGCCCGUCCGUCAGUCCCGUCGCGCUCCGAGUUGCGGGAGUCGCGGCGAGCCGAGCGCACUACAACUUCCUCGGAUAUCCAGCGCAUACUGGCCUUCAAGAAACUAACUCGUAGCCUCCACGACUUCACGCACUACAAGCACGGCUCAAGCAUACAUCCAACAACUUCACGACGUUUGGGUAGCAGCGGCGGUCCGUCCCGUAGCCCGUUGUUUACUCCGUCGCUGUCAGCAGAUACGUCGAACAGGUCCAGAACUUACAACAAUUGUUGCACUCGCUCGCAAUCGGGACGCAGCUCCUUGUCCAUCAACAGAAAUGCCGGUAAUUCUUCCGAAGUGUUGGGUGUGGACCCGCAGCCAUGCCUGUCCCGCUACCGGGCGCUGGGCGCGGCGUCGCGCGCCAGCGUCCCGCCCGCCGACACCGGCCCGCCCGUGCCUGAACAACACCACUUCGUCAAUGUUGAUCAAUCUGAUGAAGAGGUAGAAGCUGUCCAAGAACCACCAGCAGUUGCAGAACAACCUGAUGAAAAUGAGAAUAACGUCGAUGAAGAGAAUGUUGAAGCCCCAGUGCACGACACAACCGGCGCCAUAUCUCUGGAGGAGGAAAUCGUGGAGGUAGAUGCCCCGGACGAGCCUGAGGUGGUGCCUCCUACAGACCUUGAAACUGACUCCGCCGAGGCACGUGCUACCGACGACAAUAAUGCUGUGGCCACAAACUCUGAUGAGAACGCUGUGCCAGCACAAUCACAGUCUCUGUUCCAAGGAGUUAAGAGGAAGAGGGAUGAUGAUGAAAAUGCAGAGCCUUAUUCUGUGCAGGAGUUUAAUCAAAGCCUGCUGCGUCUGCUGGAGUGCCCGGUGUGCCUGGAGUGGAUGGAGCCGCCGAUGUCGCAGUGCCGGCGCGGGCACCUGGUGUGCGGGCGGUGCCGCGCGCGCCUGGCGUCGUGCCCGGUGUGCCGCACGGCCUUCUCGUCCGUGCGCAACCGCGCCAUGGAGGGCGUCGCCGACAUGCUGCGCUACCCCUGCCGCCACGGCUGCGGCCGCGAGGUGCGCCUGCGCCGCCGCGCGCCCCACGAGGCCUCCUGCGCCGCGCGCCGCUACCACUGCCCCGCGCCGCCCUGCGCGCGCCAUCCGCCCCUCGCGCACCACGACCUCGCGCACCACUUCCAGUGCAAGCACCUACCCAUCCUGAAGAUCGGAGGGAAGCAUAAGUUCUCAAUGAAGGUAAACUCGGAGCAGCACGACACGUGGCUGAUCAUGGCGCUGGAUGAGUACUUCCACCUGCGCGUCGACGUCGACAUCCGAACCUGGGGGGUCAUCGUAUAUGUCUCCUACAUAGGGCCCAAGCGCAAGGCCAAAAAUUACGUUUAUGAGGUCUCCGUGGUGGGGCAACACAACUCGAGAAGUCUGGCGUAUAAACGAGCCACACACAGCGACCUCGAGAGCUCGUCAUUAAAUGUAAGUCGUCAGGACUGCUUCCACUUGACCCUCGACCAGGCGCUCAACUUCCUUCGCUUCAAGAACAGGCAUUGCGAGCCAGACAAGUUCUUAGACUUCGAUGUCGAAAUCAGGACAGCACCGGACAUCAACGCUCAGGAUUUAAAAGAAGAUUCUGAUUCAUAAAUAUUUAACAUUAAUGAAGAGGUAUUAUAUAAUUGUGCUUAGAUAAGUGCAAGUACAACACGCUAGGAGACUGGCGCAAGCCGAAAAUGCGUAUUACUUUACGUACGAUAUAAAACGCUGCGCAAAAGCGCUCCUGAACUAGCCACGGCUAUGUGAAGCUAGUUAUAUUGUUCGAUAAUUAUGUGUUUAAUCUGUGAUUGAUUGUUAUAUAGUUUAAAAUGUGACCUUUAAAAGUCUGCAUUUUAAACUGUGAUAACAUUUUUAUUAAAGUUAAGUUUUAUUGAAAGGAUAUCGAUUAUUUUAUAAUAGAAUAGUGUUUAUAGUUUGUCGUUGUAAUGUUAUAUCUUUGACAUCUACAUCACAUAUCUCAGGUUCGUCACGCAUUCUUGUGUGUAAGCUUUUUUUCCAGAAAUAAACAGAUUCUCAAUGUUGUGUAGUGGUUCAAUCACAUUUAUGGAAUGUUAAUAGACAUGUUCUCUAGUUUCCGACUAUCUCAAUAGUAUAGACGUAAGUUUUGAAUGUAUGUUAUAGUUACAUUGGCCUUUAUGGGAUAUUUCGAGAAUAACUCCGCAAUGGUUUUCUAUAUUGGGGUUUACUCUUGUGUUGCAACGAACAAUUUGAUAAUGUCGACACGGUCGGGAAUAACAUUAUAGUAGAACUAGCUCACCGGCUCAUCGUUAGCUCGACUUUUAAUACUUCUAUAGGUUUCAAAAAUGUAAAACAAUUAGUUACUUCCGUAGAAGUAGAAAUGUGUUUCUAUUCUUCAGCAUGGUAAUUAACGCUUUUACCAUAAUCUGAUAACGCCAUCUAUUUUAUUAAUCAAUUCCUCUCAAUAACACGUAUCAUGAGUAAAUUCCGAAAUAUCCCGGUGGCAGGCUACCGUUACGAUCCGUGAUUAUAUUAUACAUAAAUAACAAUAUUUGCUUACUGUUUAGAUCUAGUUGAUUAUUAUCCAUCAUAGUUAUAGAUUGCUCAGUGUUGAUAAUAUGUAAUAUGUCUAAAGUAAUGUAAUGUUCGUUAUAUUAAAUGAGUUGCCAGAUCCAAUUAGCCGGUCAGUUUCGGCUUUAUACACCUAGUCCGGCUAAAACGAUAAUUUUAACUAUAAUAUAAUUUUGAAAUUAUCGUUUCGUAUCAGAAAUCUUGAUUAAAAAUCAUGUCAACCUUUUCCAUGACUUUUUUUUUGCCUAGUCCCGACUUUUGUUUGUGUUGUCAAAAAGAUGUAUCUGCAUUUUCCUGGCAGUAAUAAUUUUAAGACUUUUCCACAUGGUCCGAUUCUCUUGUAGCCGCUGACGUGUCGGGGGUGAUCAAAUAUAUAGAAUAAAACUAAUGAAUUCAAUUAUAUAAAAUAUAUAGAUAGCUUUCACACUUCUCUCGAAAAGU